GCCCGCACCCGCGCCCGCCGCAGUCUGCACAGAGAGGCCCCGCGGGCGCGAACACGGCACCGCGACCGCGAGUCGACCAGUCGUAUCUAAUCUGGCGAUACCUGAGCGCCACGCAGCAUGGCGCAGUGCACGCUCGCCACGCUCGGCCUGCUGCACCCGCUCCGCACCGCCAUGACGCUGCCCCUGCUGCUGAUGCUGCUGCUGGCCGCCUGCAGUGGUGGCCACGGGCUCCACGACGAGGAGGAGCUGCCGCCGUACCACUUCCCCACCGGCCCGACCAUCGGGCAGCUGCGCGUCCAGGCCAACGCCACGACGGCGGCGGUCACGGCGGCGGCCUCCGCCGGGAGCAGCAGCAGCAGCACGCCGUCGUCCAACGUCACCGUCGUCUCCGCGACGCUCGCCGCCGGUAACGCGUCCGCCGCCGCCGCCGCCACCAUCAGCACGCCGACGACGGCAGCGGUGAACGGGACGACGACGACCCCUUCCAAGGCAAAGCCGGCCAGGACGACGCCGGCGUCCUCCGCCUCGGGCGCCACCCUCCGGCCGUUCGUCGAGCCCACCAAGUCGGCCGCCGUCCUGGUCGGGGUGUUCGUGUCGCUCGCGCUGCUCGGCUACCUGGGGCUCAUGGUGUGGAGGCGGGUCUUGGAGAGGCGUUAUGGCAAUCGGGAAAUUCUCAUCAACGAGGAGCAGUUUGAUCACGAGCGAGAUCUCGGCAACUUCCAGUUGUGAGCUGCAGCGCCCGAGCUGCUGCUUCUGCCGCCACUACACACUGCCUGAGGACGCGGCAGCAUUCAGCGUCCCCCGCUGCAAGGUCCGCACCUACCGCAGAUCAACGGAGAGACCCGCGUACGCGCAAGCGAAGGGAAGCUGCUUCAGCAGAGGGGGAAUCCCUCCCGCAGCGCCCAGCCCGGCUUUUGAGCCCCCCGGCCGCCCGGCCCGGCGCCCGCAGCCAGGCAGCCCCGUGCGGCGGGGUGUCGGGCGGGUCGGCCUGCCGUCCAGGAGGGGGACCCCAACAGGACUGUGAUAUACCCGAACACUCACUUGAGGCGAGGAGGCAAUACCGCGGGGGCCUCCGCGUCCAGUGCGAAAAUAAGAAACUUGUACUCUACUUGUGAGACACAGGGAGAGACGAGAGAGAGAGGAGAGUUGGAAAACGAACAAAGAGAGAAAUAAAAUCCAACAGUAACAUUUA
This is a messenger RNA of Frankliniella occidentalis (western flower thrips), 1192 nucleotides long. RefSeq names its product integumentary mucin C.1-like. The transcript has 4 exons. The coding region runs from base 118 to 729 and encodes 203 amino acids. The record is from RefSeq and is a predicted model, not a curated record. NCBI's taxonomy places the organism in Eukaryota, Metazoa, Arthropoda, Insecta, Thysanoptera, Thripidae.